Molecule: messenger RNA, 829 nt
Organism: Epinephelus lanceolatus (giant grouper)
Lineage: Eukaryota; Metazoa; Chordata; Actinopteri; Perciformes; Serranidae
Gene: reeld1
Product: reeler domain containing 1
Cellular component (GO): membrane
Source: RefSeq, a predicted model, not a curated record
CUAAACUGGAAACUCUGGAGGACGUGAUUCUUUUCUGCGCAUCCUGAAGGUGACUGUGUGUAGACAUGCAGCCUACCCUCCAAUGUUUCGGGGUGGGUGUGGUCUUGUUAUCUUUGGCUCCGCCCACCAUGUCAUUCUCCCGCGGUGCGAGCCACGUCUCUUGUCGGGAAAUGAUUCCCGGCCACAUCAGCGCCCAACCCCAGGACCCACAGCGCAGCCAUGUCACCCUGCACACAUCUGCCUCUUCUUACCUGCCGGGACAGUUAGUAACAGUAACCGUCCGAAGCUCUCGGGACUUCAUGGGUUUCCUGCUCCAGGCUCGCAGUGUGGAGGGUGCCGGGGUCAAGGCUAGAACUGGCGUUGGAGUUGGAGCUGGGCUCAGAUCUACGAGAGUGGGCCCAGUGCUGCUGGGCGGCUCCUGGACGCUCACUCCCCCUGGAACUCACACCCUGCGCUGCCUCUCGGAGGGUGACACCCUGACACACUCUGACAAACAGCUGAAGAGAAAUCUGUCAUUUGUGUGGAAGGCUCCUGAUGCACCCAUGGGAGACAUCAAGUUCUACAUCACGGUGGUGCAGUCUUAUUUUGUGUACUGGGCAGGUAUUGACUCUGCCGUGGUGCAUGAUGGGAGUCGUAGUCCUUGGAGUGGGAGUAACAUCACAAAGGUGGAUGAAGAGAAUUCAGAUUUUGUGCUACAGCAAGAUGAAGCUCUGCCAGGUAUGCAAUUUGUUAAAUUAUGAAUACAGAAUAUCUGAUGGACAGCUUUGUACCCCUCUGUUUACCUGUAGUUCUACAUUCAGUUAGUUACAAGUGGUAACUCCAGGCCAAG